Rhinocladiella mackenziei CBS 650.93 is the source of this 1614-nucleotide messenger RNA. RefSeq lists its product as uncharacterized. The coding region runs from base 1 to 1614 and encodes 537 amino acids. Lineage: Eukaryota; Fungi; Ascomycota; Eurotiomycetes; Chaetothyriales; Herpotrichiellaceae. The transcript is spliced from 2 exons. The record is from RefSeq and is a predicted model, not a curated record.
AUGUCACGUGCCAGGAAUAUCUUUCCGACUACCUCCACAGCAACCAAGGCAGACUCGCCCACUUACUUAAUCCAAAUGAUCGGGCCAACUGUCAAGUCUGCCAAUACAAAACCGGAGCAGAUUAUUUAUACACGAUUAAUCUCAAGAACGAAUCCGACGGAUGGCGAGACGCUGGGAUUGUGGUCGUUUUCGCCAUCAGCUCAUACGUUCUGCAAGCAAGUCGAAAUUCGAAAUCACGCUCCGGUCGGCUCUCCUCUUGGAACGAGAAUAAACUCAUAUGAUUUCAGUCAUGUGACAAGGCUGCCGGAUGAAUCUCGGUUAAAGCUCGCCCAAACCUCGAGCUCGCAAGUUCUUCUCAUUCAAUUGUCGGAGGACAUCUCUUGUACAAUGGCAGAAUUCACAAAGCGCUCCCUACACAGGUCGAGAAUCCCGCAUCUCGCUCUUUCUCUCCUUGUGAAACGCGCAACUCCACCUUUGAGACCGCGCCUUGAACAGGAGGACGCUCCUCGCCAUAUAUCAAGUUCGGCCCAAAGAUGGGCCUCUCCAAGACAAGGUCUACCACGACAACGCAAAUUUCCCCCUGUGCGCCAGCAGCAACCAUUAUCAGCUAUCUUGGAAGAACUGAAAGAAGCACCCGACGAUGACUCGUCUUCUCCACCAGACCGACGACGCUCCCUCGUACCUCGCCUGUCCUUUCAAGCCUACUUCAGAGUGGUCAUGAUAACCGGCUUCGUCUCAGCCCUGUAUUUUUCCUACCUCUACAUGUCCUACACCCGGGCCGUUAAAGAGUCGGCCAUGCUUGACUUGCCACAGAACGCCGAUGUGUCGAGCCGAUGGAUGGAUAUGUCACGGAAUUUCGACGACGAAGUCGACCUAUCCGAAAAAUUAGGGCGAAUAAGAUCGAAACGUCGGAGGCUUUGUCAAGAGGCGAACGGGAACGUCUUGGAGGUCAGUGUUGGCACUGGAAGGAACAUGGAUCUUUAUAAUUGGGAUCCGAUCAGAACACCCAGGGACAAGAGGAUCAAGAGCAUUGUAUUCAAUGAUCAAAGCGAGAUCAUGGUAUAUCAGGCGCAGAAGAAGUUUGACCAAUUGCAGGAAAAUUCCGCGCCCGAUGAGAAGUUUCGUGGGCCCGUCAAGUUCAUCGUCGGAGAUGCCGGGGAUAGGCGCGUCAUCAGCCGGCCGGAGGGUGGGUUUGACACCAUCAUCCAAACAAUGGGGGUGUGCAGUAUGGCGAACCCCGUGGGAUUUUUAAGGAGGCUAGGUGACCUUUGCAGACAGCCGGGAGAGAAGAGCACCGGAGUCAAUCUCCGGCCGGCUGUAACGGAAGAUUCAAAGACACGCCACACAGAUGUCGGCGCAUCCGAAGACGAAGGCCAAGAGGACCAAGGUGGCAAGAUCCUUCUGCUCGAACACGGCAGGUCGUACCAUGACUUCAUCAACCAAUAUUUGGACAAUGGCGCCAAAAUGCACGCUCACCGUUAUGGAUGUUGGUGGAACAAGGAUAUUGAGCAGGUGGUACGUGAUAGUGGUCUCAUCAUCGAAUCAAAAAGACGGUAUCAUUUUGGGACGACGUAUGAAUAUAUUUUGAGGCCGAGGAGGAAAGAGGUCAAAUAA